This is a messenger RNA of Marmota monax (woodchuck), 1225 nucleotides long. RefSeq names its product zinc finger protein 830 (gene Znf830). Gene Ontology annotation, molecular function: nucleic acid binding; zinc ion binding. Bases 1 to 1119 code for a protein of 372 amino acids. The record is from RefSeq and is a predicted model, not a curated record. The transcript has a single exon. Gene Ontology annotation, cellular component: nucleus; spliceosomal complex. Gene Ontology annotation, biological process: nuclear DNA replication; mitotic DNA damage checkpoint signaling; mitotic DNA replication checkpoint signaling. Lineage: Eukaryota; Metazoa; Chordata; Mammalia; Rodentia; Sciuridae.
AUGGCGUCCUCCGCCUCCGCUCGGCCUCCGGCCGGGAAGCGAGUAGUAAAUCAAGAAGAACUCAGACGAUUGAUGAAGGAGAAGCAGCGUCUGAGCACUAACCGGAAAAGGAUAGAAUCUCCGUUCGCGAAGUACAACCGCUUGGGGCAGUUGAGCUGUGCCCUUUGUAACACCCCGGUAAAGAGCGAGCUCCUGUGGCAGACUCACGUCUUGGGAAAGCAGCACCGAGAGAAAGUGGCCGACCUGAAAGGCGCGAAGGGAGCCGCCCAGGGUCCAUCUGCAAACGCUGCGUCUCUUUCCGUCAAGAGGAAAGCGUCGGAUGCGGAUAAUCAAGACGCCAAGAGAGCGAAGGCCUCGGUUCCUCAGGUACAGCCCUCCACGUCCGCUUUGUCCACCAACUUUGACAAAACAGGAAAAGAGUCCGCUAGAUCGACACCCAGUAAACCUUCGGGACUCGGUUUACUCCCUGAUUAUGAAGAUGAGGAGGAGGAGGAGGAGGAGGAGGAAGAGGAGGGAGGCGGAGAAGGAAAAAGAGGAGAUAGCAAGCUGCCGCCUAGCACACACGGCAAAGAACACUCACUUUCUUCCUCGCGGGAAGCAACAAGUAGUGUGCUACCAAACGAUUCCUUUAAUACCAAUCCUCCCAAGGCCCCCUUAAUUCCUCAUUCAGGGUCAAUUGAGAAAGCAGAAAUACAUGAAAAAGUGGUGGAAAGGAGAGAAAACACCGCGGAAGCAUUACCAGAAGGAUUUUUUGACGACCCUGAAGUAGAUGCAAAGGUACGAAAGGUUGAUGCUCCAAAGGAUCAAAUGGACAAAGAGUGGGACGAAUUUCAAAAAGCCAUGAGGCAGGUCAACACUAUUUCCGAAGCUAUAGUCGCUGAAGAGGAUGAGGAGGGACGGUUGGACCGCCAGAUUGGGGAGAUUGAUGAGCAGAUAGAAUGUUACCGUCGGGUGGAAAAGCUGCGGAAUCGCCAGGAUGAGAUUAAAAAUAAACUUAAAGAGGUUUUGACUAUAAAAGAACUGCAAAAAAAGGAAGAGGAGAAUGCUGACAGCGACGAUGAGGGAGAACUACAGGAUUUGUUAUCUCAGGAUUGGAGGGUGAAAGGGGCUUUGUUAUAAGGUUUCUUGUUGUUUGUUUCUUACCUUACUGGGAAUUGGAUCCGGUGAAGCUCUACAGUUAAGUCCCAGCCCCAGCUCCCUGCCCCCCCACACACACUUUUUUUUA